This is a messenger RNA of Scomber scombrus (Atlantic mackerel), 2400 nucleotides long. It is a transcript of the gene tfcp2, whose product is annotated as transcription factor CP2. NCBI's taxonomy places the organism in Eukaryota, Metazoa, Chordata, Actinopteri, Scombriformes, Scombridae. Gene Ontology annotation, cellular component: nucleus. The record is from RefSeq and is a predicted model, not a curated record. Gene Ontology annotation, molecular function: DNA-binding transcription activator activity, RNA polymerase II-specific; RNA polymerase II cis-regulatory region sequence-specific DNA binding. Bases 21 to 1511 code for a protein of 496 amino acids. The transcript has 15 exons. Gene Ontology annotation, biological process: regulation of transcription by RNA polymerase II.
ACUCCCUAAAAUCGUAAGCCAUGGCGUGGGCUCUGAAGUUGCCCCUCACGGAUGAAGUGAUUGAGUCCGGACUGGUCCAGGACUUUGAUGCCAGUCUGUCGGGCAUUGGUCAGGAGCUGGGGGCUGGUGCAUACAGCAUGAGCGAUGUACUCGCCCUCCCCAUCUUCAAGCAGGAGGAGUCCAACCUUCCUCCAGACUCCGACAACAAGAUCCUUCCCUUCCAGUAUGUUCUGUGCGCAGCUACCUCGCCAGCCGUUAAACUGCAUGAUGAAACACUCACCUACCUCAACCAAGGGCAGUCCUAUGAAAUUAUAAUGCUUGACAAUCGGAAAAUUGGGGAACUUCCGGAAAUCACUGGCAAAAUGGUUAAGAGCAUUAUCCGUGUGGUGUUUCAUGACAGAAGACUACAGUACACAGAGCACCAGCAGCUGGAAGGCUGGCGCUGGAACAGGCCUGGGGAUCGUAUUCUUGACCUGGAUAUCCCCAUGUCUGUUGGCAUAAUCGACCCCAGGGCUAACCCUACUCAGCUUAACACUGUGGAGUUCCUUUGGGAACCAUCAAAAAGAACCUCAGUUUUUAUCCAGGUUCACUGCAUCAGCACAGAAUUCACUAUGCGCAAGCACGGAGGGGAGAAGGGUGUUCCUUUUCGUGUCCAGAUCGACACAUUCAAAGAGAAUGAAAGUGGAGAGUACACAGAACAUCUCCACUCAGCCUCUUGCCAGGUCAAAGUCUUUAAGCCUAAAGGUGCAGACAGAAAGCAGAAGACAGACAGGGAGAAGAUGGAGAAGAGGGCGCCACAGGAGAAGGAGAAGUAUCAGCCCUCGUAUGAAACCACAAUCCUUACAGAGUGCUCUCCCUGGCCUGAGAUCGCAUAUGUCAACAACUCCCCAUCUCCGGCCUUCAACACCACACCAACCAGCUUCCCAGUCGCAGAAGGAAAUGGAUCACCAACCCAUCAGCCCGAGCCUGUUGUUCAGGUAGCAGACAAUUUAUUACCCACAGCCACACCGCAGGAUGCACAACAGUGGCUUCUUAGAAACCGCUUCUCACCUUUCUGUCGUCUCUUCACUAGCUUCUCAGGGGCAGACCUGUUGAAGCUGACCAGGGAGGAUGUUAUUCAGAUCUGUGGUCCAGCUGAUGGUAUUAGACUCUUCAACGCUCUGAAAGGACGGGUGGUACGUCCGAGGCUGACCAUCUAUGUAUGCCAGGAGUCUCAGCAGUCACGCGAACAGCAAACGAAACAUGAAAACGGAGACGCUGCCGCCAACACUUUUUUUGUAUAUCACGCCAUUUACCUGGAGGACCUCACAGCUGGGGAGUUGACAGAAAAGAUCGCUCAGCUCUUCAACAUCUCACCCAGACAGAUAAACCAGAUCUUUAAACAGGGCCCCACUGGCAUCCAUGUGCUCGUUAGUGAUGAGAUGAUUCAAAACUUCCAAGAUGAAGUAUGUUUUGUUUUGGACACAAUGAAAGAUGAGUCAAAUGACGGCUACCACAUCAUCUUGAAGUGAAUACUGGACAAUAGGACAGUAGCGUAGCAUCGUUCUCCUUAGACCCGAUCCAGUCAGCCCCUCUAGAGCUUCAUACUCCUCGAUGUUCCUGGAAUAUGUGAAGACGCCCCAAGACGCCCCUUUUCGAGGCUGUUAGGAGGAACAUGCGACUGAAGCACCUGGCCUCUUCUCACUUACUGUCUUACGUUUUUGAGGGAGUGACCGUGUUACCACGAGUGACGUAACAUUCUCCUUCUUGCCCCCCUUCCCGCCCGCCGCCGAAAGUUUCCCCCUUAAAUGGUUGCAUUUUUCCUCUUGUCGUUUAUGUCUCAUGAUGAAAGAGGUUAGUGGCACCACAGCUGCUAUCGCUGUUAGUCUGCUGAGCAUCUGGUGUGCCAAAGCUCUGUGCUUUCAGAAUCAAGUUUGUUGUCUCUUUUAUAAAAACAACCAAAAAAGGGAAAAAAAACCAUAUCAAAGCGACAAAAGAGAGACAGUUACACAGUUCACAGCAUUUGGCCUUACUGGGAUUUUGGUAGGCCAGUCUGCAAGAAACACGGUAUAGCUCAUACAAUCACAUACUGUAUUUACAUGAAAGCACCACAAGAGGCAUCAACAAUCAGGACAUUAAGCGAAACUGUUAGGAAACUAGCUGUCCUGUGGUUCCUCGAAAAGCCAAGUGUCUUUUUUGCUUUGUUUUUGUUUUUCAGACUCCCAAACACUGCUAGGAUCUUGUAGUUAGUGUAGUAUUGGCACUCAUGGUUGUUACAUAUGAAUCUUGAAUGACGAUAAAACACUGUCUAUGUUAGCGAUCACCAUGGCAACACCAGCAAAUUGUCCCUUCCUAUCCUCCUUAUCAGCUUUUCUUUUAGCACAUCAGCAUUUCAUGAAGUUUGUCUUUCGUGGCAUUUUU